AGGGCCUCCCCACCCUCCCAGGGAAGAAUUCCUUCCUGAUAUCCCAUCUAACCCUGCCCUCUGGCAGUUUGAAGUGCAAUAAUCGGGUUUUUCAUGGCAUCUUAAAUAAACUCCACUCAAGUAGGCUCCUCUGCAUCUGCUUUGGGUGGUGGGAGCAGUGCCUGCCCCUCAUCAGCAGGAUCCCUUCCUUCCGCAGGGUUUGUGGAAGACAAGGAGCAUUCCCACGUCCCCACUUUUAUCCGCGUGUCCUUUUCCAGCCCUUCUCCCGUGCAGGACUGGGGCAGGAGUUUGUCACUAGGGGUCAGUGCCACAUCUCCGUUGUGGCUUCGCAAAUCGCUGCCUCUCCCGGUGCUGCCGGAUUGACGCUGGAGCGUCACCAUCGAGGCGCUGGAGGUCAGGAACAUCUUCCCACUGGGAUCCUGAUGGGAUGCUGCUGGAUGAGGGGCUGUUUAGCUGGGGACUGCUGGCUCUCUCCACAACACCACCAGUGGGAUCCAUCAGCUCCAGCCUCCCAGGUUGGGUUGGGAUGCCCGGAGCUUUGGGCUGAGUCCCCCUUGCAGGUACCAGCACAGAGAUGUGGGAAAGGGAUGUGCUUAUCCAUGUCCCACCACUGCCAGAAUCCAGCUGGAUGGGCAGCUGUGGGUUUGCUCUGGAUGCAGGUCAGGGUCCUGGACCACAUCAGGUGGCUUUAGGUUCAUUGGGGUUUUAUUUUUCAGUACAAAAUGUCUUUUCCAUUGUGUAACCCAAACAGACACUGGGGGAAACCCGUGGAGGCAGAAAUGUGCCAGGAUAUGUAUGGACAGGGUGAAAACAUCAGGGAUGCUGAGGGCAGUGUGAGGGGAUCUGCAUCCCAAAGUUUCCUCAUCCAGCAGAGGAAACGCUCCAGCACGUGGCUGUUUCCAGCAACUCCAGCUCUGGCGACAGAGCGGGGUGGAAAGAAACACUCUGAGGGUGUUCAUGGAAUCAGAGCCAUGGAGUGGUCUGGGUUGAAAGGGGCCUUUAAAGGGCAUCCAGUCCCACCCUGCCACGGGCAGGGACACUUUCCACUGGACAAGGCUGCUCUGAUUCCCAUCCAGCCUGGCCUGGAAUUACAGCCUUGGGUGAGAAGCGAAGCAGAGGAGGCAGAGCUCGUGUUCUGGGGGGCGGCUGUGAGGGACAGAGUGAUUCCCAGGAGGCUGGAGGAGCGGGAUCUGUCCUGUCCCAGGAGGCUGGAGGAGCAGGAUGCUGGGGUCUGCGUCAGCAGGCCCUGUUGUCAGCAAUGCUGCUGCUCAAGUGAGGUGAGAUCACCAGGGACACUGAUGUUAUCAGCUCCUUCUUCAAGCAUUUAACAAUAAAAGCCGUGUUUGUGUGGGUAAACCACAGCUCUUCCUCCUUCAGUGGUGCUGGGGGGGCUCAGCUGAAGAUUUCCUGACUGAUAUGGAUCAACAACAGCUAUCAGACCAAACUCUUCUGCUAGGACUUGAUUUCAGGGGACAUUUGGAUGUGCUCAGGAGCCUUUCAAGGGGUGUUUAAAUUAUCAAAAGAUCAAACAAAGAUACACACCCCCCCCAAAAAAAGGAUUAUGUGCUUGUCCCGAAAGCAAAACAAUUUAUUGUCCAAAACCACAGGAAAUUCUCCAUGCACUCCUUGUUGGCCCCUUCCAACUCAGGAUGUUCUGUGAUUCUCUGGUCUGUCCCCAUCCUCAAGGAUCACCCACAAAGCCAUCAUCAUCAUCAGUUAGGAGGGAGGAAGGCUGGCAACAGUGCUCACUGCAGGGCAGAGGAAAUAUUAAAGGUGUGUGUUGUGUUUUCCAUGUUUAAAAGCUGUCAGAGGGAUCAUUAUGGAGGUGCCCUCUGAUCUCCAAACUAUGGGACAUCAGAAGCAAUCAGCUUCUUCCAGGUUUUUCACCCUUUGAGCAGAACCAGGGUGGUGGGAUACAAGCCCUUGUGAUGGAAGAUGGAUUUUCCAAACUGGCCAAGAACCUCCAAAUUCUCAGCCCAUCCUGGACCACUGCUGGAUGGUCACAGUCCCUCCUGGCAAGCCUCAUUCCGUGGCCAGGCUCUGGUCUGGGAUACAGCUGCAGGAUGGUGGAAGAGGCGGCAGCAGCAGGGAGGAGGCAGGAGAGGACACGGUCCCCAGGAGGGAGAUGCUGCCAGGCAGCAGCAGGGCCACGGCAAGGACAGAUCUGCCUGGACAGAUUCCAGCAGCGCUGCCAGGAUGUGGAGCAGGACAAGAUCUGACCUGCAGCCUCUCCUGGCACUGCACCCGUGGCUGUGCCCUCCUGCUCCAUUCCCAAGCCAGGUUCAUGCAGGGGCCUCACUGCUCGUGACUCGCACCCAGAGGGUGAAAUCAAAGUCCGGGCUGGAAGAGCAGCAACCACCACGGACCAUCCCACGUCUGAUUCCCAGGGAAUGGGAAAGGCUUCCUAACACAGCCCAGCCAGCCCUGGCUCCUGAUGGCAGAGCUUCAACUAUUCCCCUGGCAAGCCGUGUCCUGCCGUGUCGGAGGGGCCAGCUGGCUGCAAUUCCCAGCUUUUCCCCCUGGGAGGACACCCCCUACAUCCCUCAUCCCCACAAGUCAGUUGUGGAUCAUCUUGGAGCUCUGGCUGGAUUUCUCCAGUCCUUCCGGUUGGUUUUCCGGUUGGAUGUCCCCCAGCUGGAUGAAAAAACCCUGGGGGGUUGUGCUCCAUCCAGCCCUCUGCCUGGAUAUGCAUUUUGGAUGAAGGAUGGAGCAGGGCACAGCAGGGAUACAGGGUCCAACCCCACCCCAGCAUCCUCCAGCUCACCCUCCCGGCACACCCAGCUCCAUCUGCGAGGAAGAACGAGCAGCAGGAGGGCUGCACCUCCAUGGAAUCAUGGAAUAUUUAGGUUGGAAGAGACCUUAAAGCCCACUUAUUCCAUGGGAAGGGACACCUUGCACUAGACCAGGAUGGUCAGGUUGUUGUUUUUCGGUCAGAGUAAGAGAAAAACAGAGUUACAUGAGAAAGAGCCCUUCUAAGUGAGGAGGUCACACCCACAGCUAAAAAAAACUUGUUAGGCUUGAGAAAUGGAGAGUUUAUGGUAAUCUGGGGACAACUCACAUGAGACCUUCACCGCCCUGCAAUGCUGAAGCCAAAAGCCAGAAUGAAAAUUAUUAUUAUUCAUUUAUUGCAUAAAAACUUGAAAA
Molecule: messenger RNA, 3144 nt
Organism: Corvus hawaiiensis (hawaiian crow)
Lineage: Eukaryota; Metazoa; Chordata; Aves; Passeriformes; Corvidae
Exons: 4
Coding region: 1936-2901 (321 amino acids)
Source: RefSeq, a predicted model, not a curated record